AUGAGUUGUCCCAAAAUCUACCAACCUGUGCUAGAGUGGUUCUAUAUCAUUGGUACUCUGUUCUCCAAACCUAAGAGGUCCUCACCGUUGCUGUCUGAGAAGGUUGCAAGCUAUGGGUUAAUGCACAAUAUGAUAUUCUAUUUAACGAGAGAUUAUAACUUGAAUGCCGCCACUGGCACCACCAUUUUCUUGCUCUGGUCUGCUCAUUCCAAUGCCUUCGCCAUAGUUGGAGCUUUCCUCUCCGAUUCUUACUUGGGCCAAUUUCGUGUCAUCGUCUUGGGUUCCUUCUCUAUCCUCCUCGGGAUGAUUCUGCUUUGGUUUACAGCAGUGGUUCCAGAGACGAAGCCUUCUUCUCCCUUGAGCCAGCCAUCAUCGUCUCAAUUGGCUCUCCUGUUCUCCUCAUUUCUGCUAAUGUCCAUAGGAGCCGGUUGCAUUAGGCCAUAUUCCAUUGCCUUUGGAGCAGAUCAAUUGAUCAAUAAAGACAGACCAAACAAUGAGGUGAUCUUACAGAGCUUCUUCAACUGGUUCUAUGCUUCUACUGGGGUUUCCACCAUUCUUGCAGUCACUGUGAUUGUGUACAUUCAAGAUCAUUUCGGCUGGAAAGUGGGUUUUGCAGUACCUGCAUUUCUCAUGCUCAUAGUUGUUCUACUGUUCUUAGUGGGCUCUCCUCUGUAUGUCAAAGUAAAGGCCAGUAAGAGCUCAGUCUUUCAGAGAUAUGAGAAAGUAAGAUUGCUGCCAUGGAAAAUCUUGGCCGCCAAAGAAGUGACCCAUCAUGCAUUUUCGGAUAAAAGGAAACCUAUUCAGAUCAGAUACUGA
Messenger RNA from Macadamia integrifolia, 816 nucleotides. RefSeq names its product protein NRT1/ PTR FAMILY 1.1-like. The transcript has 3 exons. The record is from RefSeq and is a predicted model, not a curated record. Bases 1 to 816 code for a protein of 271 amino acids. Gene Ontology annotation, cellular component: plasma membrane. Gene Ontology annotation, molecular function: transmembrane transporter activity. NCBI's taxonomy places the organism in Eukaryota, Viridiplantae, Streptophyta, Magnoliopsida, Proteales, Proteaceae. Gene Ontology annotation, biological process: transmembrane transport.